Messenger RNA from Lipotes vexillifer (Yangtze River dolphin), 958 nucleotides. It is a transcript of the gene ZNF580, whose product is annotated as zinc finger protein 580. Gene Ontology annotation, molecular function: DNA-binding transcription factor activity, RNA polymerase II-specific; RNA polymerase II cis-regulatory region sequence-specific DNA binding. The coding region runs from base 9 to 527 and encodes 172 amino acids. The transcript has a single exon. The record is from RefSeq and is a predicted model, not a curated record. Gene Ontology annotation, biological process: regulation of transcription by RNA polymerase II. NCBI's taxonomy places the organism in Eukaryota, Metazoa, Chordata, Mammalia, Artiodactyla, Lipotidae.
CGCUCCAGAUGCUGCUGCUGCCGCCGCGGCCACCCCACCCUCGGUCCUCCUCUCCGGAGACCAUGGACCCGCCGCCCCCCAAGGCUCCCCCUUUCCCCAAGACGGAAGGCCCUUCCUCCACUCCUUCCUCGGCGGCGGGGCCCCGACCCCCGCGGCUGGGCCGCCACCUGCUCAUCGACGCCAACGGGGUCCCCUACACGUACACGGUGCAGUUGGAGGAGGAGCCCCGGGGCCCGCCACAGCGCGAGGCACCGCCGGGAGAGCCAGGCCCUCGCAAGGGCUACAGCUGCCCUGAGUGCGCCCGGGUCUUUGCCAGCCCUCUGCGGCUGCAGAGCCACCGCGUGUCGCACUCGGACCUCAAGCCCUUCACGUGCGGCGCCUGCGGCAAGGCCUUCAAGCGUUCCAGCCACCUGUCGCGGCACCGUGCCACGCACCGUGCCCGCGCCGGCCCACCGCACACCUGCCCGCUCUGCCCACGCCGCUUCCAGGACGCAGCGGAGCUGGCGCAGCACGUGCGCCUCCACUAAGUUCCAGACCCGGCCUGUGCUGCCCGGCCCCUCUCUGGGCCACCACGUCUGACCCACACAGCGUCACUCCCACACACAUUCCCUUACUCCGCUGAGGUUACUGCCUUACCCUGGGCCUCAGUUUCCCCAACUAUCUAAAGGGAGAAACAUUCCUUCCCUCCCUCCCUCUCUAGCUGUGUGAUGUAGACCAAGUCGUUGCCCCUCCCAGUGCCUGGGAGCCAGUCGGAGCCCAGUUUCCGCCCAACUGUGCUGUGUGAGCCUUUGCAAGCGGCGUAGCCUCUCUGAGCCCUGGUUGUCUGCCCCGAAGUGGUGAACUGUUGUCUGCGUGGAAGAUUUGACAAAAGAGCACGGGCAUGGUCUGGCUUAUUUCUGUGUCGCCCCAUUUCCACCCACCACCCUCACCCUUUACUCAAUAAACAUUCCGCACUCCA